AGCUCUGUGCUUCCGGGGGGAGGGGGAAGCCACCACACUUGGGAGCCCGACCUGCCAAUCGGACAGGGAGGCUUCGCGUAACGUGGGCGGAGAGCCGCCGCACCCGCUGUCUUCGGCCCCGCCCCGCCGCCCUCCCCUGGAACUCGGGAAAGUUUUGCGGGGCGUUCUAGAACGCGGGGGCCCCGGCGGAGGCUUUGAAGUCGCCGCCCGCAGACCGGAAGCGCCGCUCCCUUUUGUCUCCCUCCGUCUGUGCUGGCCGGGGCGAGGAUGGCCGCGGAGCCGCAGCCGGACAGCCUGGACGGGUGGGUGGCGGUCAAGGCGGACGCCUUCCUGGGCCGGCCGGAGCCUCCGCACAAGCUGCGCUUCCUGGUGGCCUGGAACGGCGUGGAGGGCAAGUUCGCCGUCACCUGCCACAACCGCAGCUUGCAGCAGCAGCAGCAGCAGCAGCAGCAGGACCCGCCGCAGGAGCAGCAGCAGCAGCAGCAGAGCUGGGCCGGCCUCUACUCCCCGCAGGCCUUGCUGGGCGUGCACCGGCAGCUGGCGGCCUUGGACGAGCGCCUGGAGCCCUGCUUCCCGGCCCUGCCCCCGGCGCUGAGCGGGGCCGGCGGGGCCGGCCUGUGGGCCCUGCUCUUCCCCCACUGUCCGGUGCUGGCGGAGCCCGAGCUGGAGGGGCUGUGCCGGCGGCUGGAGGCCUACCUGGGCUGGGCGUUGGACCUGUGCGGCCGCAAGGCGCUGCUGGACUCGCUCUUCGCCCAGGACCAGGACGAGGAGGACGAGUACUUCGAGAACCUGCAGGAGUUCCGCAGGAAGGCGCUCAAGGCCCAGCUGGGGGGCGCCAAGGAGGCCUUGCGGAGGGUCCUCCAUCAGCACAAAGAGGCUGACACUUUGGUCGCCUUAAUGGGAGUUUACGAGGAGGAGGACGAAGCAUAUGGGGAGCUGGUUACCGUGGCAACCAAGUUCUACCAAUAUUUGCUGCAGCCGUUCAGAGACAUGCGAGAACUGGCAACGUUAUACAAAUUGGAGAUUCUGAAAUCCUUGCAAGUGGAUAGGCUGGGCCCAAAAAGGGUAGAAACCUUGAAGAGGGAGGCAGAGGAGUGGACCACGCAGGUGGAAGAAGCUAUGUGCUCCAUCCAAGACAUCACUGUCUGCUACUUCAAGGAAACAGUGAUGGCACUGGCAGCGAUGAAGAAACAGAUGGAGCAAGACCAUCAACGGUUCGGCCAAGCAGCCUGGGCGUCGGCUUCUCCCAGGCUCGAAAACCUCAAGUACCUUUUAGCCAAAGAGACUCUUCAGCACAUGAGAGCGAGAGAGCUGUGCCUCAACCACAAGAGAGCCGACAUCCGGAAGCAAAUGGAGGCCUUUGAAGAGCAAGAAAACGACCUGGCUCAAUUGGAAGAGCUGGAAAUCGAAUAUUACGAAACCCAGCUGGAGCUAUACGAGGUACAGUUUGAGAUCCUGAAAAACGAAGAAAUGCUGCUUGUCACACAGUUGGAAACUUUGAGGCGACGAAUGAAAGAAAUUCAGGAUGAAGUAAUUUAUUACGACACGUGUGAAAACGCUGAUGAGCUGAAGGCGUCUGAAGAAGGGCUGGAAGACAUUCAGGCACCUCCCUCCGAAAUAGCUCAGCUGCGGCAGAAGACACAGCAGCUGGAGAAGAAACGUGGCAUCAUCUGUUCAAGGAGGGCCUAUUUGAGAAACAAAAAGGACCAGUGUGAAGAGAGUCACCGUCUGAGGCUCCAGCAGGCACAAGAGAGCACUCGGCAUUUCCAGCAGCACCACAGCAUCCAGAUUAAAAGAGACAACAAGAAAGAAGAGGAGAAAAAGAAGAAAGCUUGGAUCAAGCAGGAGCGUCAGAAAACUCUGGAGAGGCUAAAAACCUUCAAAGAGAAAUGUCCCGCUCAGUUUGUGCUGAAGACUUCCCGCUCGCAGCCUCCAAACUCCAUGCGGCAGCAGAGCGUCCUCCGCCGGACUCCAGCCACGCCCCCUCCGUCUCUGUCAAGAAGCAAGACGCCCACGAAGCAGUCCCAGAACUCUCCCCUUGCGCAAGCCAAAGUUGCCAGGACACCUCGCCGGAGGCCGCCUGCUGACGUUCCCGUCCAAAUAUUUCUUCCACCUUGUGACGAAAUGCAACGGAAGAGCAAUGAGGAGGGAGCAGCUCUGACCUCACUUCCUCCUUCUCCUCCUCCUCCACCACCACCACCACCACCACCUCCUCCUCCUCCUCCACUUCUGGGCACUCAUCCUGCUCGCUCAAUGUUGACACCAGCUAAAGACGUGCCUUUGUCCCUUGAGGGUGAAGUCCCCCCUAGAGGAAGUGUCUCCAGAGAGGACACGCACAAUUCAACCAAGUGCACAAGUAAUUAUACAGGAUCCAUGGAUGAGGUUUUGGCUUCGCUCAAGCGUGGCGAGAUCCUCCUUCGAAAAGUGGAGCUGCCCCCUCCAGCUCCUCCCUCCAGCUCUUCUCUCAACGAUAACAUCCUGGCAGCCAUCAGAAAGGGAGUGAAGCUGCGGAAGGUCAGUCAAGAGCCAAAGAAAAGCUGCGAAUCGGACAGUGAGCUGGAGAGAAGCAUCAAGGCGGCCAUCCAGAGAAUCAAGAAAGUGUCUGCCGAUUCAGAGGAGGAAGAAUGCAUUGAGCACAACAGUGGGGAAUGGAACAGCUAACAGGGUGAUUUUGGGGAAGAUCAAGAGUGACAGACAAGCUUCUCUGAGAGGAGAUUUGUUCUCAUCGCGCAGUCCACGCAGGGCCGCACCAAGACCUGGACGAAACCCUACAUCUGAGGCACUGAUCUAGCAAGUGCCCCAGAAUCCUUUGUACUGUGGGGAAGAAUGAAUCUGAGAAAAGGAUUCCUUUCCCCCUAAAGGUGGGAAGUUUUUAAAACCAAUGUGUUUCAUGGUCGUGGGAUGUCUGGGCUGUAUACGGGAUUUUUACGCUUUAGGAGGCGAAUCUCUCUAUUUCAUAAACUGAGAAGAUGGUAUAUGUGUGAUUUGACCCAACAACGACUGCCAUCGAAACAGUUCAAAUUGCCAUCUUUGGUUCAUCAUGUGUCGUGGGACACUGAUAACCAGUUGCUGAGUUUGCUGGAUUGUGUGAUGAGAUAUGGAAAUUAACUAUGGCUAGAAGAUUUGUUGCUGCGCCGUAUAAUAGGGACUUUAUCGCAGAAUGUAACAGCUCAAAAUGCAGUUACAGUAGGUAUUUAUGGAAAUUAUAUUUGAAUGAAGUACCAUCCCUCAAACUGAUGACAAGAAUUGUAACAUAGGUAUUUAUGCAGCCAAUGAAGAUAUACCCAUGACAGCGUUUCCACUUCAAGUAAGCACUUCUGUACUGACCACUGACGAUACUUUAAAUUUUUGAUCAAGAGCAAAGACAUGCGUUCAAAAGUAUUAUGAACGAUUAACUUCUAUACUGACAAAGUACUGUCUGUGGAGGGGGGCAGGUGCACUUUAUAAUCGCUUUCAAAACCUUUUAGACAUUGGCAGUGCAGAAGCAAGCCACAGUUUGAACAAACAAAACCACUCCUUGAAAUGUGACAUAAAGAGAAUACCAACAGGACAAGAGGCACGAAGGUUUUGUGUGUGCUGUGCAGGCAAAAUGCAUUUGCCACUCAGUAGCAUGCAGGGAGUGGCUGUGAAAACUGUUUCCUGCCUGCCAUAAUCAGUGAAGUAUUAGGUGAGUGUCACAAGUGCAGACACAGUUCUAAAAGGCAUCCCCGGAUGUGAACUUUUAAGCUUUAGGAUUAUGUUUGUGUUCAUUUUUUUGCACAGCCUCUGAAGGUAUAGAAACAGAAGCGUACCAGGGCUAAAUGGCGCCCGGGGUGGGACUUCCUGCUCCCCAAGCCCCACCCCCGGCCUCAGUGCUUAUAAGAGAAAGUCUCCGAGGCCGGGACUGCAGUCUC
Messenger RNA from Sphaerodactylus townsendi, 3893 nucleotides. It is a transcript of the gene WHAMM, whose product is annotated as WASP homolog associated with actin, golgi membranes and microtubules. Lineage: Eukaryota; Metazoa; Chordata; Lepidosauria; Squamata; Sphaerodactylidae. Gene Ontology annotation, molecular function: actin binding; Arp2/3 complex binding. Gene Ontology annotation, biological process: Arp2/3 complex-mediated actin nucleation; endoplasmic reticulum to Golgi vesicle-mediated transport. The coding region runs from base 268 to 2661 and encodes 797 amino acids. The transcript is spliced from 10 exons. Gene Ontology annotation, cellular component: endoplasmic reticulum-Golgi intermediate compartment membrane; cytoplasm. The record is from RefSeq and is a predicted model, not a curated record.